GAUUGACUAAUAAAAAAGUUGUUUGCUUGUCAUUUUUAUGUCAACCCCUUAUAAUUAUUUCUGAAGAGUGAAUUGGACCUUGACUCAAUCAAUCCUCCUUUUUCUGCCAGUAAUUUGGGUCAAUUUGUUCAAAGAGCUACUAAUAUCCUCCUCUCUUUUUUUCCUUCCAUUUAAGAUGAAAAAAACAUUUGGUUGAUAAUUUUCCUAAAGGAAGAAGUCUUUUGUUUCGAAUAGUCCCGGGGUAAAAGGAGAGUGAACUUUACUCUCUCUAAUUAAUAAAUCUGUUGUUUCGAGUUAAAAAAAAAAAGAAGAAGAAGAAGUCUUGUUAAUUAGAAAAAAAAAUGAAGAAGAAGUCUAUUGUUGUCCAACAAAUUAGAAGCUUUUACUCCCCUAAUUUCUCAAGGUAAGUAAUAUUUGUAGGGCCAGUAACACAAAACAAUCGCAACAACUAGAUUAGGGCUCUAACUUCUCAUGAUAUAUAUAUAUAUAUAUAUAUAUAAGAACCAACGAGCUUCUUCUAUUCGUUAAGCUCUAUUGUUAGAUUCACUUGGCUCUCUGAUCUGUUUCUCUGAGUUAAAUACUCGAUUUCAAUUUUGAUCAAACGUUAGAAAGCUACAACACACUAAUCCUUCAACCAUAAAUGACAAAAGGUGUUUCUAGUUUCUCUGCAUCGACAGUGUUUCUCCGGCCAAUCCUGAUCGUCAACACAACGUCUUCUCCUUCGCCGGAGAUUGUUCGAAAAAGAUACCUAAAAUGGCCGCUAUGGAUCCGAGAGAUAAUGGCUACGUUACUCCGCUGAAUGAGCGGGAGAGAGCAGAAAAUUUGGAAGUUGGUGAAGUGGUAGAGGUUCAAGAUGAUCAAAGUGUGGUGUCACUUAUGUCCAAUGAUUCUGAUCUUCAGAAAAAGAUGAUGAAGAAAGAAGAGAAGAAGAAGGGUGGCUGGACAAACGCAAUCAUUUUGCUAGUAAAUCAAGGGUUAGCGACUUUGGCCUUCUUUGGUGUGGGAGUAAACUUGGUGCUGUUCCUAACACGUGUUAUGGGACAAGGUAAUGCAGAGGCUGCUAACAACGUAAGCAAGUGGACCGGAACAGUUUACAUGUUUUCUCUCGUGGGAGCAUUUCUUAGCGACUCUUAUUGGGGUCGUUACUUGACUUGCACGAUAUUCCAAGUCAUUUUCGUUAUCGGUGUUGGCCUACUCUCUUUUGUUUCUUGGUUUUUCUUGAUCAAACCUCGAGGUUGUGGCGAUGGGAACCUUGAAUGCAACACUCCCUCUUCCCUCGGAGUUGCUAUCUUUUAUUUAUCUGUUUAUCUGGUAGCCUUUGGAUACGGAGGCCAUCAACCAACGCUGGCUACUUUCGGUGCAGACCAGCUUGAUGAUGAUAAAAACUCCAAAGCUGCCUUUUUCAGCUACUUCUACUUUGCCCUCAACGUUGGAGCUCUCUUUUCAAACACAAUCCUUGUUUAUUUUGAGGAUAAAGGGUUGUGGACUGAAGGUUUCUUGGUGUCACUAGGCUCAGCUAUUGUCGCAUUGGUGGCCUUUCUGGCCCCAACAAAGCAAUAUCGUUAUGUCAAGCCAUGUGGGAACCCUUUGCCUCGUGUGGCGCAAGUAUUCGUGGCCACUGCUCGGAAGUGGAGUGUUGAUCGACCAGGAGAUCCGCAUGAGUUGUACGAACUUGAAGGUCCUGAAUCCGCUAUUAAAGGAAGUCGAAAGAUAUUUCACAGUACCAAAUUUGUCUUCUUGGAUAGAGCAGCAGUGAUUACAGAGAAUGAUAGGGACGAAACAAGGACCAAUGCAUGGAGGUUGUGUAGUGUAACUCAAGUAGAGGAGGCAAAAUGUGUGAUGAAGUUGCUUCCAAUAUGGCUCUGCACUAUAAUAUACUCAGUGAUCUUCACACAAAUGGCGUCUUUGUUUGUGGAGCAAGGCGAUGUGAUGAAUGCAUACGUAGGUAAAUUCCACAUCCCAGCAGCGAGCAUGUCGGUCUUUGACAUAAUCAGCGUCUUUGUAUCAACGGGAAUCUACCGCCACAUCAUAUUUCCUUACGUGAGACCCACGGAGCUUAUGCGGAUGGGUAUAGGGCUGAUCAUAGGGAUAAUGGCAAUGGUAGCUGCAGGAUUAACAGAGAUCCAACGGCUGAGACGAGUAGUCCCGGGGCAAAAGGAGAGUGAGCUCACCAUUUUAUGGCAAAUUCCGCAGUACGUGCUUGUGGGAGCAAGUGAGGUGUUUAUGUAUGUUGGGCAGUUAGAGUUCUUCAACGGACAAGCACCAGACGGGUUAAAGAACUUAGGAAGCUCGUUGUGUAUGGCUUCGAUGGCAUUAGGUAACUACGUGAGCAGUUUGAUGGUUAAUAUUGUUAUGGCCAUCACCAAAAGAGGUGAGAAUAACCCCGGGUGGAUACCGGAAAAUCUCAACGAAGGUCAUAUGGAUCGGUUUUACUUUCUGAUUGCUGCAUUAGCUGCUAUCGAUUUCGUGGUUUAUUUGGUCUUUGCAAAGUGGUACCAACCCAUAAGCCAUGAUGAAGAUAGCAUCAAGGGCGGUUCUUGUGGUAAUCUGAAGAAGACUGUUUCUGAGUUGGAACAAGUUUGAUUUUCUUUUCUGUUUAGAUUUUAAGUUUUAGGCUUUUAGCCCCAAGUCCUUUUAUUGGUAGAAGACGAUCUUUGUUAGUUUCUAGAAAUUUUCAAGUUCGCUUUAGGGAUACUGAAAGCAGAGCAUAAAUAAAUAGGUAGUUGUUGAAAUUCCUUCCGAUUCCUUCGCGUUAAUAAAAAAAGCUAGUCUUUUGAAUAAAAUCUUUUGUUAUCUUCAUAAUAUUAAUAACAAUGAAAUUCUUGUGUCUGUGAA
Messenger RNA from Arabidopsis lyrata subsp. lyrata, 2835 nucleotides. RefSeq names its product protein NRT1/ PTR FAMILY 7.1. NCBI's taxonomy places the organism in Eukaryota, Viridiplantae, Streptophyta, Magnoliopsida, Brassicales, Brassicaceae. The record is from RefSeq and is a predicted model, not a curated record. The transcript is spliced from 5 exons. Gene Ontology annotation, biological process: transmembrane transport. Gene Ontology annotation, cellular component: membrane. Bases 754 to 2583 code for a protein of 609 amino acids. Gene Ontology annotation, molecular function: transmembrane transporter activity.